AAGAAAAGAAAAAGCCCAACUUCCUUGUAUCGACUCACUACUCAAACAGAGAAAGCUUCGCAUCAGCCGCGACAGCUGCUGACAACCCGAGAGGGAUAAAAGACGCGUUUGGCACAUUUUAAUACACCGGUGUGACAUGAGUGGGCUUCACCCACUGAGAAGAGAUGAAUACUGAUGUUUUACUCUGCCCAGCUGUGCAGACGUGGAGUAAAACCCUCAUUUCAGAGCCACACCGCCACACACACUCCCACACCUCUGCAUGGGUCUCUCCUUCACUGCUCCCACUUCACGACUCUUGCCAUCCUUUCUGUGAGACCAUGUACCCAGGUGAACCUGACCCGAACACGGACCCGCAGCUCUUGGAGUCCAAGCUGGACUUCUUCCACAAGCUGGGCUACUCCACGGCUCAGGUACAGGCUGUUCAGCAGAAGUUCGGCCCCAACAUGGACACGGAUAAAGUGCUGGGGGAGCUGGUUCGGAUCGGGCCCGUUCAGGAGGCCAAUCAGGGGCCGGUGACCACAAUGUCGGUGCUGGUGCCCAGAGGAGAAACCCAGCCAUCGGGCCCUACACUGCUGCUGCCUGUAGCUGGUACUUCUCCUCAGAGCAAAGAGGAGACUGGCGAGGAAGAAAAGACUCUGAGACCCGUCGUUAUAGACGGCAGCAAUGUGGCCAUGAGCCAUGGCAACAAGGAAGUUUUCUCUUGUCUGGGAAUCCAGUUGGCUGUGAACUUCUUCCUGGACAGAGGCCACACUGAAAUCACUGUGUUUGUUCCCUCAUGGAGGAAGGAGCAGCCCAGGCCGGAUGUUCCCAUCACAGAUCAGCAAAUUCUGCGUGAGCUGGAGAGGAAAAGGAUUCUGGUGUUCACACCGUCGCGGCGCUAUGCAGGCAAACGGGUGGUCUGUAAUGACGACUGCUACAUUGUCAAGCACGCCUUUGAGUCUGACGGCAUCAUCGUGUCCAACGACAUGUACCGUGACCUUCAGGGAGAGAAGCCGGAGUGGAAGCGCUUCAUCGAAGAGAGGCUGCUCAUGUACUCCUUUGUUAAUAACAAGUUUAUGCCCCCCGAUGAUCCCCUCGGUCGACAUGGACCAACCCUGGAGAACUUCCUGCGGAGGGUUCCAAAGACUCAGAAAAAACAGCCCUGUCCUUAUGGGAAGAAAUGUACUUAUGGAAUCAAAUGUAAAUUCCACCAUCCCGAGCGAGCCAAACAGUCCAAUCGUGCUCUUGCAGACGAGCUUCGAGAGAGUGCUAAGCAGCCUACUGCUUCUCAGAAACAAUCUUCAGCUUGCUCCAGUCCUGUGCCUGGACUCAGCCUCCUGUUGGUGGAGGAUAUGGCAAAGAAACUGACUCUGGGAAACGAGAGCAGCUCCUUAAAAAAAGCUCAUAAAAAUGAAAAGGCAGCUCAGGUGAAGGCAAGUCACUGCUCCAGCAAGAAGGCCUCAUCAAAGAAGGAGAAGUCCAGCAAACACGCGUCGUCUGAUCACAACUCGGUGCAGCACAGCCGCUCUCAGGAGCAGCUGGACUCUGGUUUAGGCUCCAUAGACAGCCAGCCGGUGGAAGCUCCUCGGAGUCUGAGUGAUCACCAGUUUGGGCUACCGUACAGCAGCAGCCAGCAGUACUGCCCUCCAAAAAGUGCCCCGUGCAGCUGCUGCUCACAUGGCACUGCCUCUUGUGGGAGUGCGCCGGCUUUCCCAACUUACAACAUCGGGCCAGUGAGCAGCCACAGCGCUGAUAUGAUGCCCUACAGUCUGCCCCACUAUCCAAACUAUUGCGCUUACCCAGUCAGCAUGAAUCCGUACAGCCAACCGACACAUUUCCAGCGCAGACAAACCCACAGCUUCCAGAGGCCACAAUGGUCCGAUCCAUUCUGCGGCCAACCGGCGGUGGUCCGCAGCCUCCCGGGAGAUCCCUCACACUGGGAGCCUCCUCCAAUGAAGCAACCAGGUCCCAGCAGGGAGGAGAGAGAGGUUAUACGGAAAAAGCUCCUCGCUAUCUUCAGCGCCCAGCUGGUGGAUACAGCCAUGGACAUGUUCCCUCAGAUGAUGGAUCCACAGAUGCUCGUGGUUGAAAUCCUCAAGUUGCAGAGUCAGCUGAGAUGAGACGAAUCCAGUCCGAGAACUCGUCUUUCAGUGGAAAGACUGAAGGUUAACAUGAGUUUGUGUGUUUUGUAUUGUGGUAUCCACCUUGAUUAAAAACUCUAUUUGAAUUCUUUGGAGUUGCCUCGCUGCAGUCUCACGUUAGAGGCAGGAUGCAGUUGAUACAAAUUGUAUCUUUAUUUAUAAAUUUUAGCAAACAUGUGGCUUUUAAUGCUACUUAAUUGGAUUAACUGACACUCUUGAGGUCUACCUUUCAUAGAUACACUUAUAUAGUCAGAUUCAGUCACCAGUGUGUUGUGUGGAUGAGGAGCACGUUCUCGAUAUUGAUGUCUUUUUGGAAGAAGCUGACGUCUGAGAAUGACCAACAAGCUUGGAAAUGACUGCGAAGGUCGCCUCGUGUGUGUCUCAACAGUAUUUAAGAACCGGCUGUGCUGUGCUGAGCUGCGUACUGAAAUACCUUUUUGUGUCAUAUUGGCACUAUGCAUCUAUUGUUUCUAAGACAUCACUGUGCAGUGUUGUCAAUCAACGUGUCAGGAUAAAAUAUUUAUGGCUGCGUUCUCACAUACACUCCCUGCAAAUGGUAGUUGAUCUCAAUUGUCAGAGUUGUUUUUGACAUGGUACUGUUUUUGACAUGGUCUUUGAGCCAGAGUUUCUCUGUUUCUGGACUUACUAGUUUUUAUUAUGUGUGGAAUAUUGUAUGUGAUUCCUAGUUUCAUCAUUAUAUUUACAUCAUGUAUAAAGUAUGCAUCGGUUAGCGUUCAGUUUUUAGUUAUCUUAGAGUUUUUCUGCUCCAGGCUGUUAAGUCAGCCUUGUUUUCAAGGUUCUUUAUCUAUUGUCUCAGUGUUUGUUGCCCCCCUUCUGUCUCCUUAGUUGGUCAUGUCCAUGUCUGCAGUGUGGUUUUGUUUUUGUGGUUAGAGUUUUAUUUUUUGUAUUUCCUUUGAGCGUCCAAGUACGGGAAUAAAGCUGCUUUAUAGUUAAUUCUGUCUGUCACAGUGUGCUGCACCUGGGCCCUGCCUAAUCUGCCAUAUAGCCGAUUAUGACAGUUUUAUAGUCCCGGAAAUUGGAUUCUGUUUGCCUGGAUGAAGCGUUUUCAGUGGAAGAAGCUGAGCUGCAUCCAGAUGAACUGAUUCAAGUCUGUACUUGGAUUGCUGCAAGGUGGAUGAUGGAUAAUGUUCUCAGUUUAGAUUAUUUAAUGUGUUUUUUGUGAUAUCAAGCUAACUGGAAUUUAAAACACACCUGCAGUAAAACUGUUAUAUUUAUUCCACUUUAUUUU
This is a messenger RNA of Neolamprologus brichardi, 3369 nucleotides long. RefSeq names its product zinc finger CCCH-type containing 12Ab (gene zc3h12ab). Gene Ontology annotation, molecular function: metal ion binding; RNA endonuclease activity; mRNA binding. Gene Ontology annotation, cellular component: cytoplasmic ribonucleoprotein granule; nucleus. Lineage: Eukaryota; Metazoa; Chordata; Actinopteri; Cichliformes; Cichlidae. The record is from RefSeq and is a predicted model, not a curated record. Gene Ontology annotation, biological process: 3'-UTR-mediated mRNA destabilization.